Leptosia nina is the source of this 1116-nucleotide messenger RNA. Lineage: Eukaryota; Metazoa; Arthropoda; Insecta; Lepidoptera; Pieridae. The record is from the annotation of a GenBank genome assembly.
AUGUUUUCCACAAAUCCUAAUUAUAGUAAAUUGAAAACUCAUUUAAGACUAUCUAUAAAUCGGUUGAAGUUGUUAGAGAAGAAAAAAACCGAAUUAGCCCAAAAGGCUCGAAAGGAAAUAGCAGAAUAUAUAGCUGCUGGAAAAACUGAGCGAGCUAAAAUUCGUGUGGAACAUAUUAUACGAGAGGACUACAUGGUGGAGGCGAUGGAAAUAGUUGAAAUGUAUUGUGACUUGAUUCUGGCAAGAUUUGGUCUAGUAACCCAGAUGAAAGACUUAGAUGAAGGCUUGGCUGAAGCUAUCUCCAGCUUAAUUUGGGUUGCACCCCGAAUGCACACUGACGUCCAAGAAUUGAAAGUAAUAUCUGAUUUACUGACUGCCAAAUAUGGUAAAGUGUUUGCAGAAGCAUGUCGUAGUGAAAGUGUGAAUUCCAUAAGUGAGAAGCUUCGACAUAAACUAUCAGUGCAGAGCCCUCCGAAGAUACUUGUCGAGAAGUACCUGAUUGAGAUUGCUAAGAAUUUUAAUGUUGACUAUACUCCUGAUGAACAAGUUAUGAGAGAGGAUGAGGGUCGUGAUGCAUUACUCAUUGAUGUCAGUGGUCCACCAAACCCACCUGGCUUUAUUGGAUACCCAAUAGCCCCUCCAAUACCCCAAAUGCCUAAUCUACCACCACCAACAGUUACACCUUUCAACUAUCCUAAUGUGCCAUCUGGUGGUAAGGCAGGUGGAUUCAUAGCGACGCUACCAAACUAUGGAGGUCCGAGUAAGCCCAUGUCAUAUAACAUACCACCCGGUGUCGACUCGAAAACGUUGGAUAACUCCUUUAUACAGGAGGAAAUGAGCAACCUACCACCUGCUUAUGACAGCAUUGAUCAUUCCUUGCCACCCAACCUUCCAAGCCCAAGCAAACCGCAGCCGCCGCAGCCUCAGCCACGUACCAGACCACCUGCGAACUACUUCCCAGAGUUGCCUGAACUACCCUCCGUCCCAUCGGAUAUAAUACUACCCUCAGUUCCGCAUAGUUCGAACUCAAACGUCUCCAACGAACCAAAUGCACCGGACGAGAUUGACUUCGAAGAUCUGAACAGGCGUUUUGAAGAGUUGAAGAAGAAGAAGUAA